AUGAAGAGCGCCGAUGCCUCUGUCCAGCCAGUAGUCGCUGAUGCAGAGACCGACAGCGACAGCGAGAAGAAGGGCUACUUUGCCUACUUUCGCACUCGCCAGUUCUACAUCGUCCUGCUCUUGGGCCAAAUACUCGCGCUCUGCAUCACGGCGACCAACACCUUCUCGGGCCUGCUCUCGUCCGCAGGAACCUCCAUCCCGGCCUUCCAGACGCUCUUCAACUACGUCCUGCUCACCCUCGUCUACACCUCCUUCACGCUCUACCGCUACGGCGCCCGCAAGUGGUGGUCGCAGCUCGUCCUGCGCGACUGGUGGAAGUACCUCAUCUUCGCCUUCUGCGACGUCCAGGGGAACUACUUCAUCGUGCUCGCAUACCGCUACACCACCAUCCUCAGCGCCCAGCUCAUCAACUUCUGGGCCAUCGUCAUGGUCGUCCUCAUCUCCUUCACCCUGCUGCGCGUCCGCUACCACUGGGCCCAGUAUGCGGGCAUCCUCGUCUGCAUCGGCGGCAUGGGCGUGCUCUUCGGCUCAGACCAUAUCACGGGUGCCAACAGCGGCGGGCCAGACAAGUCUCGCGGCGACCUGAUCAAGGGAGACCUGUUUGCCCUGCUUGGAGCUACCUUUUACGGCCUCACAAAUGUCGCGGAGGAGUACCUGGUUAGCAAGCGGCCGAUGUACGAGGUGCUCGGCCAGCUGGGCAUGUACGCCACCGUCAUCAUGGGCGUGCAGGCGGCCAUCUUCGACCGGGCCUCGUUCCAGCAGGCAGUCUGGAACGGCGCGGUGGCGGGAUACCUGGUCGGGUAUACGCUGUGUCUCUUCCUGUUCUACAGCCUGGCGCCAUUGCUCUUCCGCCUGGCCAGCGCGGCGUUUUUCAACAUCUCCCUGCUCACCAGCAACUUCUGGGGCGUCGUGAUCGGGGUCAAGGUGUUUGGCCUGCGCAUCCACUUCCUCUACCCCAUCGCCUUUGUGCUCAUCAUCAUCGGCCAGUUUGUCUACUAUCUCGGCAGACAGGUGCUCGGCGAGGCCAUGAAGCCCUGGCUGGGCGAGAACCAGGAGCAAGGUGUCAUCGGCAUCGGCACCGCCAGGAGGAGGAGAGAUCAUGGCACCAAUGAUGCUACUGCUGCCAGCGCUGACUCUAAUGUCUAA
This is a messenger RNA of Trichophyton verrucosum HKI 0517, 1146 nucleotides long. RefSeq lists its product as uncharacterized. The record is from RefSeq and is a predicted model, not a curated record. NCBI's taxonomy places the organism in Eukaryota, Fungi, Ascomycota, Eurotiomycetes, Onygenales, Arthrodermataceae. Gene Ontology annotation, biological process: transmembrane transport. The coding region runs from base 1 to 1146 and encodes 381 amino acids. The transcript is spliced from 2 exons. Gene Ontology annotation, molecular function: transmembrane transporter activity. Gene Ontology annotation, cellular component: membrane.